Crotalus tigris (Tiger rattlesnake) is the source of this 839-nucleotide messenger RNA. It is a transcript of the gene PBDC1, whose product is annotated as polysaccharide biosynthesis domain containing 1. The record is from RefSeq and is a predicted model, not a curated record. Gene Ontology annotation, cellular component: cytoplasm. The coding region runs from base 69 to 593 and encodes 174 amino acids. The transcript is spliced from 6 exons. NCBI's taxonomy places the organism in Eukaryota, Metazoa, Chordata, Lepidosauria, Squamata, Viperidae.
CCCCUUCCGCCUUCGGGCCUGCCCACCCGCCCGGCGCCGCCUCCUCCUCCCUCGAGCGCGGCUCCGGCAUGGCGGCGGCGGGUCCGGGCGCACUGGACGCCCGGGAAGCGGCCGAGGCGGCCCACGUGUUCUCGCUGCCUGCCGAGGCCUUCGGGAACGACCCGCGGCUGGAGGCGGCUUGGGCCGAGCGCGCCCUCCAGCACGCCCACGUCUACUUCCACCUGCUUUCGGCCGCUGACCCUGCGGGGCUGAGGCUCACCCGGGCCGACGACCGUAUCUACGCGGCCUUCCGGCGGAGCUUCCCCGACCUGCGCGUCGACCUGCUGGACGUGGAGUCGCUCAAGUCGGAGCCAGCCAAAGAGAAGUGGCGCCCCUUCUGCCUGCAGUUCGAGGGGGCGGUGGAGGACUUCAACCUCGGGACUCUCCUGCGCCUCGACUGCCGCCGCGGCUACUCGGAGGAGAACUCCGUGCUGGCGCCGCGCAUCCAGUUCUUGGCCAUCGAGAUCGCGCGCAACCGCGAGGGCUGCAACGGCGCCGUCUACCGCCGCGCGGGCGCUCCAGAAGCCGGGCCCGACCCGUCCGGCGCCCGCUGAGAGACUGGCCGGACCGGACGCGAGUCGUGCAAGCGAGGAGGCGGGGGGGAGAGGCUGGGGGCUCCUCGGAGGGCGAGAGAUGGGCCGUUUUGGGGAGCUGCCCCUGCGCCGCCUUCCUCCCCCGAGGGCGCCGGGAGGGCCGCCCGUCUUCUGGCUCAGCCACCGACGUUUUGCCUUCCGCUUUGUAUGCCGGACUUCAGCAGAAGGUCCGUCUACAUCUUGCCUUGUAAACAGUGAGUUCCGAGA